Molecule: messenger RNA, 3004 nt
Organism: Amphimedon queenslandica
Lineage: Eukaryota; Metazoa; Porifera; Demospongiae; Haplosclerida; Niphatidae
Product: protein phosphatase Slingshot homolog 2-like
Exons: 16
Coding region: 120-2816 (898 amino acids)
Biological process (GO): negative regulation of actin filament polymerization; protein dephosphorylation
Molecular function (GO): phosphatase activity; actin binding
Source: RefSeq, a predicted model, not a curated record
UUAUAAAGCCACCAACACUCUUCGCUCUCCCUCUCCUUCUCUCUUUUUCUCGUUAGUGCAAGGAGGCUUUAAAAAGAGGAGCAGAGGCUCUUAUUAUCUCCCCGAUCACUGGAACACUGAUGUCGCUACAAACGCUCGAGCGAAGCUCUCCUUCUCCACAAGAAUCCAUCAGCGAAAGUGAAGAUCAAGGAUCUCUCUCCAGUUAUGAAGGAUUCGUCUGCAGAGAAGGUUGCGCAAUAUGUCUCACGCCAAGACCAGGAGCCAGCGUUGGAAAACACAAAGGAUCACUUCGUAUCAUGAAUCAUUUGAGAAAACUCAAUAAACUAAUGCGACCACAAGAUGCAAUUCGAUUGGGAGUUGAAUUAGAAAGGUGUACUGUGAGACCAGUAACUAGGUACAUGGUUGUCAUAUCGACCCAGGGAGUGCAGGAUACUGAGGAAACCAUUGUACUAGGAACUGAACAAUCUGCAGACGUUAUCAAGAUUUGUCUGGUCCUGCCCCUAUGGAGGAACACUGAGAUUAAACUGGAUGGUGAUGGCGGUUUCAGUGUCCAUUGUCAGGACAAGCACCACAUGUUAAAGCCACUCUCCGUCCAAAGCAUGUGGACUGCACUCCAGUUCCUGUUCAAGGCUACAGAGCAGGCCAGGUCUUAUAAUUACUAUGAUGGAGGACUCUCACACACUUGGAUGACUUUUUACCAGGCACAACUCACUGACGAUGGAAUAGCUUUAAACGAAUGGAGACUUCAAGGCUCUUUAUUAUCAUUCCGUCCAGAUUCCCCAAUAUACUAUGACGUUAAAGGUCUUGCUGACUGGACACAACUAGAUGCAGAGAAAAGAGCUUUCAAAGAUACAUUAAUACAAAAACUCCGAGAUGUUAUGUUACACUUGGAUCUUGACACAGCCUCAAGCCGUCAGAUCAGGCAGCAGCUGGAGAAUGAGAUGAUGAUGAACCUGAAGGAGUACCGCGGGUUCCUCGACCAGCAAAUGUUGUACAUUGUCGGGCAACUGGAGGAACCCUCUAAAAUACAUGAAUACCUUUAUCUUGGUACUGAGUGGAAUGCAUCUAAUUUACUUGAACUGAAGGAGAUGGGUGUGGAGUACAUUUUGAAUAUGACAAAAGAGAUUGACAACUUUUAUCCAGAGUCAUUCAAAUACAAAACAAUAAGAGUGUAUGAUCUCCCUGAGAGUGAGUUACUGAAGCAUUGGGAUGACACUUACAAGUUUAUCAAAGAAGUCAAAGAAAGAAAGUCUAAGCUGUUAGUUCACUGUAAGAUGGGCAUCAGUAGAUCAGCAGCUACUGUCAUAGCUUACACUAUGAAGGAGUAUCGGAUGUCACUGGAAGAUGCUCUCUCCUUUGUCAGGUCCCAAAGGUCUUGCAUUAAACCCAAUCACGGGUUCAUGUCACAACUCAAAGCUUACGAAGGAAUUUUGAAAGCCAGAUACAAUGAUCUCUUUGGUACUCAGGCUCCAAGUCGCAUUACAUUUCAAUCUCGCUCAAGCUCAGAUCCUAACAUCAGACAGAGACUCUUCGUUAACGAGGAGGAGCUUGAAAUACAAUUAGCAGAUGGGGAGAGAGGACAGGAGACACCUCAGGACGCCCAUGAACAUAACGAGGUUGAAGACGAACCUCCUCAAAUGCGUCCAGUCUCAGCUGGAACCCACCCUCCUUUAAACUCAACUAAGACGAGUCCGCUACAAAUCCCCCUGGUACUUGAGUCCCGAGUCCAUCAGUCCCUCCCUCCAGAGAAAGCCGAGGGAAUGAUGAAUUACUUAGAGUCCCUUGAUACUCACCAUAUUGAGGACGAGAGGGACCUUGGUAUCAAUGAUCCGUCUUCCUCUGAAAGUGAAUCACCAUUCUCUUCUCCUCCUUUCACUCCUCCUGAUGAAGAUGGAAUGACUUUCCAGCGCUACACGUCAACCAUUAAAUCAAUGAGAAAGACAGAGACUAGCCAUAACUCCUCUGACGUGUUGGCUGCCUCUACCCUCUCUCCUAAUGAUUCUGUUCACAGCCGAGUUGCUAGGGCAACCAGUUUACCCUCGUCCCUUCGACCAUCGUCCGCUUCCGAGAGAUCGUAUCCUAGCAACCAGUUGAGCCCUUCGAAACGAAGUUUGACAUCACAAGAAAAGUUAAAUGAGGUUGGGGAGGAGGAGGUGGGCGGGGCUGAUAUGGAGGUGGGCGGAGACAAGGGUGAGGGAAAGGAGCAGAUUAACCCGACACUUAUUACAAGCGUGACCAAUCGAAUUAAAGAAAUUGAGAAAAUGAAUAACAGACCAUCUAGUGCUGGUAAGCGGAGCAAUCUAAGUCGCGCCUCCUCCGAAGAAUCCUUACCUUCAUGUCAAUCAAGAGACGUACAUGUACAUGUAUCGGACGUACAUGAAACCACGCCCUCUCCGAUACAAACAGAACAACCGAUAGUCAACGAGUCAUCAAACACUACAGAAGUGUUGGCUAAGGAGGUUGUGGGUGGAGCUGAUAUAUCUACUUGUGAUUCUCCUAAUACUAGAUACCAAAGAGCAACAAAAGCUGCUUCAAUGCUCGGACAGAAACGCUCAGCACUAUCAAGCCCUGAGGCUAAUAACCCACCAACAGGAGGCGGAGCUGUUAAUGCUAUCAGUGAUGAAGGAGCUGUACCUCAAGAAAGAGAAGGAGGGGAGGGAAGCAAGGGGGUACGUGAACUACUGGGCGUGUUUGAUAAGCAAUCAUCUACCAAAGGAGGAGGAGGAGAAUUGAAGCGGACGUCAUCACUUCGUGGCUCUACUGAUGUAGUACAUCUUUUAUCACACAAGAGAGGGGCAUCAAUUGGAGAUAUUUAAUGGAUGGAUUCUCUCUCUGGUGGCAGUUAUUAUUAUUUUUGUUGUUUUUUUCUUGUGUUUCAUAUUAAUCCUGUAACAUUUAAUUGACACAAUUCAUUUCUUAAUUUUUCUCUUUCUCUCGUUUUAUUUAUUACUUCGUGUGUUUGCUGCACGUGUUUUAAGAAUACGGAAUUUUAAAGUUUGGAUUU